Cydia pomonella (codling moth) is the source of this 1799-nucleotide messenger RNA. RefSeq names its product neprilysin-2-like. The transcript has 5 exons. The record is from RefSeq and is a predicted model, not a curated record. Gene Ontology annotation, molecular function: metalloendopeptidase activity. Gene Ontology annotation, cellular component: plasma membrane. NCBI's taxonomy places the organism in Eukaryota, Metazoa, Arthropoda, Insecta, Lepidoptera, Tortricidae. Bases 282 to 1265 code for a protein of 327 amino acids. Gene Ontology annotation, biological process: protein processing.
AUUUUGAAAAUAGUUAACGAUUCGAAACGUGACCUAUUUAAAUAGCUGCAGUGAUACACAAGGAGCAUUUUGAUAUGCAGAGUGUUAAGUUCUGUUCAGUAGUUUUAGUGCAAUUUUCAUGUGAGAUUUCGCCAAGAACAUGCGGCUUCUUUGUGCCGAUGUUCCAGAAUUAGCCAGCCAGGAGGCCUAAUAUAGUGAUCGGUCGAAAGUUGAGAAGACUACAUGAGGAAAAGACAGCAGUAUGUAGAUUAUGAAGAGCACAGAUUGAAUCCAGCAGUGACAUGGGCCAUUUGUUCAAUAGAAUAUCUUGGUUAUAUGGAGAUUGCCUGAGAAAGCAAGGUGUAUGCUACAAGGUGCAGGUGUCUGCAAAAUAUAUUAGGAUUGACUGGAUGGAUGAAAAAACCAGAAAGAGUGCUCUUGAGAAGGUUGCGGCAAUAACGAGUCAUAUUGGGUACCCAGAUGAACUUCUGGAUGAUUCAAAAUUAGAAGAAUUUUACGAAAAACUAAAACUUGACGAAAAUUCAUCUUACCUAGAGAAUAUUCUGGAUGUGAACUUAUUUAACAAAGAAUAUUUAUUCAGUCAAUUAAGAAAACAAGUAAACAAGACACAUUGGGUAUCAUAUGCCGACGUAGCUGUUAUUAAUGCGCGUUAUUAUCCAUUUCAGAACAGUAUGAGUUUCACAGCUGGUAUCUUUCAAGACGCUUUGUUUAACAUUGACCGACCAAAAUAUCUAAAUUAUGGUGCUAUUGGAUUUGUAAUUGGUCAUGAAAUUUCCCACGGCUUCGAUGAUAUUGGAAGAAAGUUUGAUAAAGAUGGUAAUGUGGUAAAUUGGUGGGCAUCAUCAACUGAGAAGAAUUAUCUCAAUAAAGUCGAUUGUAUAAUUAAACAGUACGGUAAUUAUACAAUAGAAGAAAUUAAAAUGAAGAUAAAUGGAAUAAACACCCAAGGCGAGAAUAUCGCUGACAUUGUAGGCAUGAAAACAUCAUAUUUAGCUUACACAGAGUGGGCUAAACAAAAUAAGCCAGAGCCAGUGCUUCCUGGAGUUCCGUACACGCCAAAACAAUUGUACUGGAUUAAUGCCGCAAACACAUUUUGUUCUGUGAUCCGACCUGAAGAAUUGAAACGGAUAGUCAGUUUUAAUGCCCACAGUCCACUGGAGUUCCGUAUACGUGGACCGAUGUCAAAUUUAAAAGAAUUUGCAAAUGAUUUUAAUUGCCCCUUAGACUCACCAAUGAAUCCACAACAUAAAUGCGUCGUAUGGUAAUCAUUUAAGGUGGUUCGGACGCUACAUAUAAUGCAUGCUAUUGCUGUAUUUUUAUUGUGCUAGUGUUGUCUCUUUCACAAACUAUUGUCAUCUUACUUGUACGUAUGGUUUUGUCAUAGGCCUCGAUUUUUCCCAUCAAGAUAUUUUUAAAACCCUUUGUCAGAAUUUUUUCUCUUAGUUUCCACAUAAUCUAUAAGAAUCGAUUUAUAUAAAAAAUAGUUUUUUGUUUGUUUUAUCUUUAGUAGGUUUGUUAUUUAUUAUUUAAAAUAUAUGAGCCCUCGCAAUAUUUAGUAUAGGGAAGUAUAGUGACUGCAUGGAAAAAGUUCAAUUUUUAAUAAUUAAUUACGCAAAAACUUUUCGUCAGAUCUUUUUCAAAAAAUUAAUUUAAACGUAUUUAAUAUUCAUUUAUAACAUAUUAAAAAUUUAGAUUUUUAUCUUUACAUUGCCUUCAUGUCCGAACCACCUUAAACUCAAAUUAUAUUUAAGUUAUAGUGACUGUUUGAUGUUAAACAUAAUUAAUUGUUACCAUUAUAU